AUUGUAUGCGCGGAAAAUACAUGAAUCUUUAUCUUCGGUGUUUUCGUUUUGAGAUGGAGCACUUAUCAAACACCAAACUGAAACACGCGCCAAUGGCACGGACUCACCAGCUGGCGUACAAUUAUCGCGAAAAAGGGCGGGAGUUGAAGAUACCACGGAACAAGCCUGUCGGAUGAAAGGACCGAGAGAGACCGCAGCAAACAGCACCUUCAUGCCGUCGUGAAGAAGUUGAAGUAUUUCGAACGUGAUGUAGUAAGUAAGUCGGCCACGACAACCACAACGUAUUUUACACGUACCCGGUUGACAACGUGUUGCUCCGUGGCGAUUCUGUGGGAAAUAAGACCGAAUCGCGCGUUGGCGUUCCGGCUUCGCAGUUUUCAAUAGCUUUUCAAGAACUACUUAGACGUACCACAGACAGCUCCUUUUACCGCACAGAACGACGAGUGGAGAAAAACUGGAGCGUGUGGUCUCCUGUGCUCAAGCAGGAGCACACAAAAGCUACCAUACCAGUGGUCCGAGGAGAACUAAGUACCUACACGAGGAGCCUGAAGCCUUCUAGGUAGAAGAACAAGUACUUCUUAGACUUACACCGACCCCGCCUUGCGACGAACAGGAUGUUAACUUCCACCUUUCAGUUCUCGCUGAAGAACCAGGUGUUCGAUGGGCUCUGCGUCCUCGGGAAGUCCAACAGCGACACUACCUACCUGGCCGCCGCGACCUCGGCCGGGAAAGUGCUGAUCCACAGCCCAUAUGCGUUGCAAAGAUGUCUGGGUCUGGAAACUUGUGAUGGUGGGCGGUGUAUCAUGAUGAGGCCACAAGUGGUGGCUCAGCAUGACAUGUUUCUGCGCUUCUAGGUGUUGCCUAUUCUGCAUGUUGACAAAGUACGUUUCUGCAUGGCAGAAAAAUGGAGCUCUUGGGUAAUGUGCAUGACAGAUUUAAGAGUCAUGCCAGACAAGCAUCACAAACAUGCACUCUUCCAGAUUCAGACAUCUUUGCACUUGAUAGCCCAGCCAACCAGCAGUACCUGAACAUCAACAAGAAGAUUACGGUAUGCUGUGCGAAAGCAUCGUCCUCGUAUUGCAGCCAUGCAUUACAAAUCUUUUUCUGAAGGUAAAUCAGCAUUACAAAUUUUAUUUCUCAUGCUGAGGAAAUCUGUAAUGCAUUUAUACGAUUACGAAUACGAUACUUUUGCACUGCAUAUACGGACAUCGCGGUUGGGCCUUUGGCGGAGAAAAAUCCGGACCGAGAUGUCAUCCUCGUCGGGACCCCCGCGAAUGUCAUGGCGUAUACUAGUUUACUAAGGCUUGUUUUAUUGUUUCUAGCCCAAAACGAUUUGAUGUUGGUUGUCAUGCAUGAGAGCUUGGGCGUGCCAUUUCAUUUUUGCAUGACAAACAUUCUCUCGCUCGCUUUUCAACACCAGGUACGACAUCGAGGACAAUUCUGAGCUGUUCAUGAAGGAAGUUACCGACGUAUGAAAUGCAAAAGUAUCGUACUAGUAGAAAUUGCAUUACAAAGAUCCUUAGCAUGACAAACGGAAUGUGUCAUGCUGUUUUAGCUUAGGAAGGCGAUUUGUCAUGCGUAAUUGCGAUUACUACGAGUGCGAUACUUUUGCACAGGAUACGAUGGUUGCACCCGUCUCCGGUUCGGGCGGCGCGAGCCGUUUGGCCCCGUGUGCCUCGUCGGCGGGCACUGCAGCGUCCAGGGGUUCGAUCAGGAGGGGUCAGAGCUGUUCUGGUCCGUGGUCGGCGACACGGUGUCGGCGGUGGCCUUCGCAGAAGGACCGGAUUGCAUCGCGGAUUUUCUUUAUGAGUGUGAUCUAGUUGUACAACUAGAUGUACUGAUCCUCAUUCGCGUUUCUCAUUAUGGCACAAGGAAGUGCAAGUGCAAAUUAUGUAGAUCGGAUGUCGAGCUAUGCAGUGACCCGACGCGAACGCGUAUGCGCUUUUUUCUUUGAUUCGCUUCUUGUGAAACUAGAUGCCUCUAGGGAGUAUCAGGCGGAGUUGUUCCUUCUCAUACGCUCGUCGCCACGGAGGACAACGAGCUCGCAGCGUUUUCGCUACGGGGAGGUACAGAGAACUACAUGAAAAUCGUUGUCAUGCAUCGGAUUACAAGAUGUUGAUGUAGAUGAGCAUUAGCUUCUUCAGCACUGCACAGCUCCCGGAGGACGAGAUUCGAUUCACAAAUGAGCGAUCAUAGAUUGCCGAGUUUAGUGUAGACUUGCAAAGGAUUCUCAAUCUGCGUAAAACAAGAUCCUUCAAGAUUGAUACAUCAACUUCUAAACCAGGUUCCUGCUCCUCCGUGGGCAGCCCCCUAACCGAGGUGGACAUUGUCACCCACCUCGAGUGCAUCUCCUCCACCAUGUUCGCCUAUGCCUUGAAAAACGGCACUGUCGGCGUCUACAAAAUGGUCCAGGGCGGAUCCUCGGCCUCCAGCUCCAGUCUGGCCAUGUCUCAGGCGGGCGGGAACUGGGCGCAGAGGCUCUGGCGGGUGGCGGCGAAGAACGAGGUCCGGGGGCUGAAGCUGCUGGAGGGCGCCUCGGGCGGGAUUCGGCACGUUGUGAUAGGGUGGUCGACCGGGAAGGUGGAGGUCCGAAACCAGAUGACGGGCGAAAUCCUGUUCAAGGAGACGCUGGCGGCGAACAACAUGUCCUCACUGGUGAUCGGCAGGUACCGAAACGACGGCAUGCCAAACAUCAUCGCGAUCACGAAUACCGGCGAGGUGCACGGGUUUCUAGCGGAGCAGCAGCAGGCCGCGGCCAGCGGGGCCAGUGCCUCGUCCGCGGCGGCCAAAUCGAUGGAAAAAAAGAAAAAAGCGGAGAAAAACAUGGGUCUCGUGACGGCAGACACGAAAACCGAGGAGGACAACGAGGCGUAUCGUGCGAUGCUCGCGGAAAGACAAGACCUGCAGAACGAGCUGAAAAGCUUCGACGUAUCUGUUUCUUUUUUGCUCUUCUGUGGUUUGUUUUUGAUUUCGCUUCUCUCGUCAACUCUCGUGGUCUACAUCGCUGCAAAAUCUAUUCUGAAUUUGUUUUUCUUAUGAUCCUGCAAGAUCAUUCUUAGUGAUACCAAAAGCUUUAACUCUACAAAUUGUAUUCUCGAUUCUCAUAUCCACAGUAAAUUUCCCGUUCACGUACAAAUGCGGUCUCUGCUUGGCAGAACUUGUCUUCUUUCCUAGUUUAGCAUGACAAGUUUUACACCCCAAAGUGGUGUGAUGCAUCUUGUACAUGUACGGGAAAUUUGUAUUGCAUAUCUCAGGAGCAGAUCCGUCAGAUGAAGGAGUCCGGGGGGCGCGCGGGUCUGAUCCCCACGGACACCAAGCUGCAGGUCAGUUUGGAAACCAGCCCCGACGGGCUGCGGUAUCCUGUGUAAAAACGUCCCCACCCCAGAGUUGUAUUGCAAAAUGGCAUACUUACCUACUAAAAUUUUUCUUAUGCGCAGCCCCAUGAGAGACAUUUUCUCAUGCUAUCAAUCUGGAAGUUUGUGAUGCUGGAAUCAGGAUAAGGUAGUCCAUUUGUCAUGCGGCUGCACUACCUCAAACAGCACUACGCUACGAGUCUAAACUUGUCAUGCGAAACAGCCAAAACUUGUUGAUUUGUGUAGCAAUAAAAUCACCAUCGUGACUCUGGGGUGGGAACGUUUUUACAUACGAUAUGCGGCUUCGCUUAGCCACGAACAACUACAGCGUGAUCCGCGGGUGCGUGAUCUACGCGGAACACCUCUUUGAGGACCAGGAGGCGCAGUUGACGCACUUCGCGCCCGCGAAAAACGAAAACUCCGUUUCCAUCAGUGCGACCAAGAACGCGGAAAUCCACAUGAAGAUCCACUGCUACUGUGGCGUGUCCGCCACGUCAGAGCAGUACCACACCUUUGAGCAGACGGUGAUGCUGCCCAAGUUCUUAUCCUGUGCAAAAACUACUUGCCCACCCCAUAGGUGUCAAGUUGGAAAUUAUCUGCAAAUCAAAUCAACAGGGAGCUUUGGCUGCUCUUGCGCCUGACAUCAAGUUUGGGUUCGGAAUGUUGUACUCAAUCGCGUUGAGCUAGUGCAGCAGCGUCACAGAUCUACUAGCUUCUCAUGCUGAAGAUUCGAGCAUCGCGAAUUUCAAAACAGCACUAGAAAUUGCGCGUCAACAACAUCGGGCUCCGCAUGAAGAGAGACAUUUCAAGCAUGCAGAUAAAAUUAUUUUGCAUGACAGCUAUUAGCAGUUUGGUGAGGACCACUCGUUUUUGCACAGGAUAGUUCUCCAUGUUUCACUUCGUCACCGAGGGGAAGCUACGCCGGCCCGCCGGCAACGUGAAGAUUGUUCUUCCCGUCACUGCUAUCCAAGAAAAAAACUGUGUUAGUGUAACUUUGUGUUGCAGAAAAUGCAAAACUGUUACACCUGUCAUGCUGGACAUGCAUCAGAAGCAACUUUCGUACGUGUUUUCACGUUCUAGCUGCGCAUGACAGGUUUUCUGUGUCAUGCAGAGCAAGCUUGUGAUGCUAUUCCUCCAAGAAACUUACACUCACGCAGUUUUUUUCCUGGAUAACCGCGAGCCGCAUCUGGCAAUGGCUCGCAAAGAAUUUUAUCAACGCAAAGAACCUAUGAACUGCAAAAGUAUCGUACUAGUAUAAAUCGCAAUACAAAUUUCCUCAGCAUGAGAAAUGGAAUUGGUAAUGCUGAUUGACCUUAGGAAAAAGAUUUGUAAUGCAUAACUGCAAUUACUACGAGUACGAUAGUACUUCUGCACAGGAUAGAACCCGAACCCGAGCAACUCCAACGCGCACCUGCAGUGCCAGUUUGUUUCCCUACGGAAGCAAACGGCGCUCUUGCUGGAAACCUCCGACAGCCCGAACAACCGCAACGAGCUAUCCUGAGCAAAAACGUCCCCACACCAGAGUUGUCAUGCAGAUUUGCAAUGACAGGAACAUUUCUAAAUGCGCAUCUACAUGAGAAGCAUUGAAGAUUUCCAAUCCUGUUUUGGAAUUCGUAAUACCUGCACUACACUACAAAGACGAACUUGUCAUGCAUGGCUGCCAAAACUCCCGGAUUUGUGUUGCAGAGUUUGCAACUUGACUGUGGGGUGGGGACUUUUUUACUAAGGACACGAGCUCCAGUUCGUCGCCUGCACCGACGACCUGGAGUUGGCUAUCACGAGAAAAAAGUGUUACAGUUACACAUUGCGUUGCAAGCCCAGCAUGAUAGACAACCUCUGGCAUGCCAGAACUGCAUCCGAGCUUCAUUUCAUCUGUGUUUUGCCUUAUGGUCUGUGCAUUGCAAGUUCUCCCUCUCAUGCAGAGAAGAUUUGUGUUGCUGAAUUGACAACACAUGUGUAACUGUAACACUUUUUCGUGGGAUAUUGGCGGCCGAGAUUAUAGAGGACCUCACGCAGCAUUUACAGGUACUACAGGCUAUGGCUAUCGUUAUGAUAUGGAAGCGUCAGUGUCAGAAUCGACAUACUUAAAAUAAUUUGUGAUGCAGAAAAUCGACGCCAAGAUCCAGGUGGUAGGCCAAUUCCUAACUGGAGCAUGACGAAUUUUAGUGGCGCCUCCAUCGAUCCAGUUUGAUGUCAUGCUGUUUUGCAAAGAGCACAUCUUUUGUCAUGCUACUGUAGCAGCUCUAAUAUCUCUAACCCCGAACAGGCGUAUAUAUAAUCGCCCUCACUGACCUGCUCUGCAAGGAAGACAGGCACUUUGCACCUGGCACUUUAUGCGUCGCAGAUUAUUAUGAAUAUGUUCAAAAUGAAAAUCUAAAACUAAAUCAGGUGAAGGAGCUGGAUGCUGCGGCGCACUUUCCCUCGGAACUGGAGGAGCUCACCAUAUGAACUGCAAAAGUAUCGUACUCGUAUAAAUGCAUUACAAAUUUCCUCAGCAUGAGAAAUAAAAUUUGUAAUGCGGAUUUACCUAAACAGAAGGAUUUGUAAUGCAUGAUUGCAAUACGAGUACGAUACUUUUGCACAGGAUACACCAGGAUUUUGAAGCAAGUCGAGGGCCACAACGUAUUGUGAGGAAAAAUCCCUCCUCCCCAUACUGAAAGAGUAUGCUUUAUCUAAAAAAUUGUGAUGCUGAUUUGAGACCACAAAUCCUGUCUCUCUUGCAGGGGGGCAAAUCCAAAGAAUCCGCCUUUCUAUGCAGGCGAUUUGUAAUGCUGCUGCGCCUACAUGGCAGGCCUCUGCAAUGCUAAGCACCUACACCAAAACACCUCUAAGCAGGCUUAGGCUUUGCCUGCAGUGCCUCACUGCAAUACAGAGCUGAUUUGUGUACACAAAUGCAGCAACAGAAAUUUCCGUUUCAAUAUGGGGAGGGCGGAUUCUUCCUCUUGAUACAACGCCACGCGGCUGAAACUGACGGCGGAAAUUGCGGACUCUUCGAACCUAUGGAUUGCAAAUACCUAUAUCUGGGUCUGGAAGAUUGGGAUUGCCAGGUUUGUCGUGCAUAUUUUGCAUGACUCCUGAUGCCUGUGAUGCAUGCCCUAGCAUCACAGAUUUUUAAGGGGCCUUCUGAUGCGUACUCCGCAUGAGAAAUGCCCACUCCGCUUAGCACAAACUGAACUCCUCUUGCUGGUCAAGCAAUACAGAUUUUUUUAGCUUCCAAGGACAGCUUCACAAGUUGCAACCUUCCAGACAUCCAGGGAUAUUUGCAUUCCAUAGAACCUGGUAAAGGCGUUGGUAGUGAAGGCGGAGGACUACCGCAUUCUGGCGGACAUGAAGAACCUGCGACGGGCGUACCAGGUGCUGCAGAACACCAAUGGGGACAUGAUUGCGGAACACACAAAGCGCGCGGGGAACUACCAAGAGCUUCUGUCCCAUUUGAAAAAGGUGAAUCAAGCACUGCAGAACGCCGGGCGGCUUCGGUGCGGCUCCGCCAAGUCCCGCACCGUGCUAUGGAAAGGAAAAUCUCCCCCUCCCCAUAUUGAAAAGGGAUGUUUCCGAAAGUUUGUGCUGCUGAUUUGAGGUCAGAAAUCACAUUUUUUUUGCAAGAUGACAAGGGCAGAAGCUUCCGCCCCAUGAUGGAAGCGAUUUGUCAUGCUGUUGGGCCUAAAGGGGAGCCGUUGCCGUUUGCCAUUCUGAACAGCUAGACCGAGACGCCUCUACCUAGGCUGAGUAUCUGGCCGCAAUGCCUUCCUGCAAUACAAAACGCAUUUGUCGUGUACACAAAUCCAGCAUCGGAAAUUUCGUUUUGAUAUGGGGAGGGGGAUUUUUCAUUUUGAUACGUGCAGGCCUGUCGCCAGGCGAUCAAGGCAAACAAUAUCGGCGAGCUGUGUCAAAUCAUUCAGACCGGGGCGAAGUGAAGAAGAAGAUGAACAACAGCAACCCAUUGUUCUAUUCACGACCAGUACUCCUGUCAUGAAAACUCGUCUGCGAAAGUAGGUGGCGCGCGUAGUCGUUUACUUCUACUCACCAGGAGACCGCAUCACAACUUUUGUUCGGUAGCCGCCUCAGGCGGCGGGUUAAUAUGUGUCACCGAUAAGUACUAGCUUUUUGUGGAGGGCAACAAAACC
This is a messenger RNA of Amoebophrya sp. A120, 7477 nucleotides long. Lineage: Eukaryota; Dinophyceae; Syndiniales; Amoebophryaceae. The record is from the annotation of a GenBank genome assembly.